Molecule: messenger RNA, 1801 nt
Organism: Danio rerio (zebrafish)
Lineage: Eukaryota; Metazoa; Chordata; Actinopteri; Cypriniformes; Danionidae
Product: zgc:113274
Source: RefSeq, marked validated
GAGGCGACAGAUUCCGGCGGAAGGACAUUACUGUCUAAAACAAAUCCUGGACAGGAGGCUGUCAGACUAUGUUGCUCCACUUGUGGUGACACAUUAGACAGUAAAACAUGCUAUGGACAUGGGGUAAGAUGAACCAGUGAGGAAGUUGAGACAAUCGCCUUCCCUUGUAUCAAGGCUUUGUCAUGUGAGCAAACAUAAUGGAAGUGCGUAUCAUAUCCAGCUAUCAGUAAAUGAAAGAAACACAAAGGAUAAGUGGCCAACUAUCAUGCCACGAAACUACAUUCGGAAAACCGACUGGGGCUCAGUGACCUACGAGGAGCUGGAGAAAGCAUUCGUUGAGGUGAAGCGUGGGAAAUCGAUCCGAACAGUGGCGAAAGAAAGAAAGAUCGGCAGAUCCACACUGCAGAGAUACAUGAAGAAGGCCGAAGAAAGAAGAGAGAGAACUGUGGGCUACAGAGGAACGGCAGAAGCCAAAAGGAUCUUCUCUGAAGAACUGGAGGAAGAGCUUGCAGAAAACAUCCGCAUAAUGUCUGAACGCGUCCGUGGCCUCGCAACAAAGAAAUGCAGAGAAAUCGCUUUUGAAUUUGCACAAAAACACAACAUUCCUGUCCCUAACAAUUGGGGAGAGCAGAGGUUAGCAGGUCGAGACUGGCUGAGUAGCUUCAUAAACCGCCACAAUCUCUACGGCCAUCUUACUGAAGCAGCGUCUUUGGAAAGUCAUGGACAGGGCAUCCGUUUAAGUCUUGUCAACCAUGAUGAAAUCAAGUCAGAAAUCAUAGAGAGUGAUGUUCCUGCCCUGAUCCAUGACGCUUCAGAAGAGGAGAGCAACGGAAUCUGUCAUCCAGACCUGUUAGACGCUCACAUAUUUCUUACAUGAUGUUAUAUGAUGAAGCAAAAGGGGUGAGAAACUUUGUGAUGCUUAAUCUGGUUUCUUGUUGGUUUAUGGAUGAACUAAAAACAGCUGUAAGAACAGUUUUCAAAUUUCACAAUUACAAGUAACAGAUUGAAUUAAACGUAGAGCAGGGUUCAUAUGGUCAUGGAAAACCUGGAAAAGUCAUGGAAUUUUGACAUGGCAUUUUUCAGAACUGGAAAAGUUCUGGAAAAACAGAAAAAUCCACAAAGUUUUUGGAAAACAGAUAUCUUUAAUUCCUUCUUUCUUGGCCAAUCACAUACACUCUCAUAACUAAAGGUACAGGAACCGUCACUGGGACUGUAUCUUUUCAAAAGGUACCAAUUUGUACGUGAAGGGCCCAUAAUGGAACCUCAAAAGUACUUUUUGGGUACAGUUACUAAUAUGUACCUUUGAGAUACCACUGUGGACUCCUUGGGUACACAUAUGUAUCUUUUAAAAGGGUACUGCCCCAGUGACGGUUUCUAUAUCUUUAUGUUUUGACAGUGUACUCUCACAUUAUUAGUGCGGUGUAAGCAUUAUCUAAAUUUUAGGUAGAUAUAAAUAUAAACUGGGCGUCACGGUGACGCAGUGGGUAGCACAAUCGCCUCACAGCAAGAAGAUCGCUGGUUCGAGCCUCGUCUGGGUCAGUUGGCAUCUCUGUGUGGAGUUUGCAUGUCCUCCCAGUGUUGGCUUGGGUUUCCCCCACAGUCCAAACACAUGCGCUAUAGGUGCAUUGAGUAAGCUAAAAUUGUGUAUGUAGUGUAUGUGUGUGAAUAAGUGUGUAUGGAUGUUUCCUAAUGAUGGGUUGCAGCUGGAAAGGCAUCCGCUGCCUAAAACAUAUGCUGGAUUAGUUGGCGGUUCAUUCUGCUGUGGAGACUCCAGAUUAAUAAAGGGACUAAGCCGAAAAGA